Castor canadensis (American beaver) is the source of this 2023-nucleotide messenger RNA. It is a transcript of the gene Sertad4, whose product is annotated as SERTA domain containing 4. The record is from RefSeq and is a predicted model, not a curated record. Gene Ontology annotation, cellular component: nucleus. Lineage: Eukaryota; Metazoa; Chordata; Mammalia; Rodentia; Castoridae.
GACCUGCCGGGACCCUCGCCCGCCGCGCACCAGCGGUCACCGCCGAUCGGGCUGCGGGGCCGGGACCCGCGCGAGUGUGCACGGCGGCCGGGCUGGCGCCGAGCCCACAGCGGACCCGCGGCCGCUCAAGCGCUGCGGCCGCCGCCUCCCCGCUGACCCCGCGGUCUGAGGCUGUCAGAGAUGACUCUGGUUCUGUCCAUGAAUAGAUUCUGCGAGCCCAUUGUCUCGGAAGGAGCUGCUGAAAUUGCUGGGUACCAAACACUAUGGGAGGCUGACAGCUACAGAGGCCCGAGCCCCCCAGGGCCAGCACAGGCCCCUUUGCAGGGAGACCGGGGAGCUGGUCCCCCGCUGGCAGGAUCACAUUACAGGGGAAUUUCAAAUCCUAUAACAACAUCUAAGAUCACAUACUUUAAGAGGAAGUACGUGGAAGAAGAGGAUUUUCACCCACCACUCAGCAGCUGUAGCCAUAAAACCAUCUCAAUUUUCGAGGAAAGAGCGCACAUCCUUUACAUGUCUUUAGAAAAGCUGAAGUUUAUCGAUGAUCCUGAGGUGUACCUCCGAAGGUCUGUCCUCAUCAACAAUCUGAUGAAAAGAAUCCACGGCGAGAUUAUCAUGCAGAACAACUGGUGCUUCCCGGCCUGUUCUUGCAGUGGCGCCUCUGCCCAAGAGUGGUUUACGGCGCAAGACUGUCCUUACCGGAAACGACCACGGAUGGCCAAAGAGGAGUGUGAGAAGUUCCAUGCCUGCUGCUUUUACCAAGAGUGUGGUGGUCACUACCUAAAUUUGCCCCUUUCUGUCAAUGCUAGUGUCGGAAGUGCUUCCACGGCUGCCUCCUCUUCCUCUUCCUCCUCCUCUUCCUCUUCCUCCCCUCCUCUGCCUUUGCCGAGCUGUUCCCACCAGGUGGAUUUCAAUGUAGGCAGUACACCCGAUUACAAGAGUGAUGGUCAAAUACCUGCCAGUGAAAUCUUUGUUACUAACGUGAGGCCACUCGGUGUCCAGGAAAAGGCCAAAUUAAAUGAUGAGAAAGCAAGUAAUGAGAGCAACAGAGAUGGUGACCCCCUCAGCCACGAACCUGUGGGAAAUGACCUUGAUUUUGAGUGCAAAGGCCAAUUUUAUGAUUAUUUUGAGACUGGAUAUAAUGAAAAAAACAACGUAAGUGAGUCUUGGAAAAAGUCUUUAAGGAAAAAGGAGCCUUCGGCAAGUAACAAAUUGUGCUGCAGCAAAGGAAGUAAAAUAUGAGCCAUCUUCUCAUCAAAACUUUGAAGCAUGCACAGCAUGAUCGAUUAGCUCUCAUAAAUUUUAUUUUGAAUGGAUUUUAUAGUUUUGUACAACUGAUAAAAUUAUGCCAUGAACAUGUCAUUUUAAUGCCUUUGGAGCAGAUUGCAUAAAACAUCUGUACAGUAGGCAUCAGGCGUGCUGCUUAUAAAUGUAGUGGUUUUACCAAGAAAACAGUCAACUUAAUGUUUAAAAGUAUAUCUUAGUUUUCUUACAAAAAUAAAAUGAUCAGUAGACUAGAUUGGGGGACAGUGUGCCCUCGUGGUAUUUCCAUUGCCCCCCCCCCACACACACACACAAAGAGCCCAUCGCUAGCUGAGAAAGUUCAACAUAUUUGCAAUUAACAGGUAGUUGUUAUUCAGUAAGCAAAGCAGAAUAACCAGCAAAAGAUGUCUGCUUCUUCAAUAUGCUACAGUAUUUUUUUUUUCUGAAUAAAAGACUGAAGACAGGGAGCUAGAUGAAAUGGCUUCAUGGCCAUUAAGUAUUUGUAUUAAACAGUCUCUGUGUGACAGAUGAAAAAUAGGAUGUGAUGUAAUAAAAUAAAACACACACACACCUGUCUGGGGCAGCAGUCAACAAUCUGCGGAGAGGGUAUUCCCUGUGAGUUCCUGGCUUGCCUGUGAUGGGUGUUGAGGCUUUUAGGGAGGUAGCAUACAGGGCGAUUUUUGGUGCCUUACUUUAUCUUAAUUUUUGCCAAUGUGAAAAUUAAGGAUAAAUCAGAGUUACAGCAGGGAUUUAACAAACAGGA